Mytilus trossulus (common blue mussel) is the source of this 888-nucleotide messenger RNA. RefSeq lists its product as uncharacterized. The record is from RefSeq and is a predicted model, not a curated record. The transcript has a single exon. Bases 1 to 888 code for a protein of 295 amino acids. NCBI's taxonomy places the organism in Eukaryota, Metazoa, Mollusca, Bivalvia, Mytilida, Mytilidae.
AUGUCUGCGGUAAGUCUCCAGGUAGGAGCACGGUUGUUACAUUACCACAGCCAGUGGUUUCAAACAACUCAAGACAAAUUAGUACUUCAGAUAGUGAAGAACGGAUUUAUUUUAGAUUCCAGCUUUUACAGGAGUAAAAGAGACAGUUGUACCCAGAGUAGGUACAAAAAGAUCUUCUAUAUUAGAAGAGGUAAACUCUUUGUUAGAAAAACAUGCUAUAGAGCCUGUCCCGACAAGUGCAGAAAAUCAGGGUUAUUACAGAACAAUAUUCAUGGUACCAAAAAGACAAGGAGGUCUCAGACAAAUUCUAAAUUUAAAACCACUAAACCAGUUUGUCAUACCUCAUCACUUCAAAAUGGAAACCCUCCGAUCGAUUCUAAAAAGUCUGAAAAUUGGGGACUUGGCAGUAAAACUGGAUUUGCAAGAUGCUUAUUUCCAUAUUCCCAUUCACAAACAUUACAGAAAAUUUCUACGCUUCAGCAUUUUGGGAAAAAGUAUCAAUACCGAGCUCUACCAUUCGGUCUACGAUCGGCUCCAAUGAUUUUCACAAAAGUGAUGGCAGUAGUAGGGGCGUUUCUGCGAAAACAAAUGAUUCACAUAUUUAUGUACCUGGUCGAUUGGAUGUUAAAAAACAGCAGCAAAGUUAAGCUGACAAAACAAUUACAGUACACUCAAGAAUUGUUAAAAAAUCUGGGUUUGAUAAUCAAUGUGAAAAAAUCUUGUUUAGUUCCGACUCAAACAAUAGAGUAUCUGGGAGCAGUGAUUCAUUUAAAAGAAGGUCUUGUGUUUCCGUCUCUAGAGAGAUUAAAAAAUAUAAGUCAGAUGAUUCAAAUAUUCCUAAAUUCACAAACAGUAGAGGCACGUGUAAUGUUGAGACUACUUGGUUAA